Molecule: messenger RNA, 3773 nt
Organism: Struthio camelus australis
Lineage: Eukaryota; Metazoa; Chordata; Aves; Struthioniformes; Struthionidae
Source: RefSeq, a predicted model, not a curated record
AACAGCGUUGCCUUCUUACCGCGUAGGCCCCAAACUGAAGUCACUGAGUGAUUGUUGUCAUGUGAUGUGGGUCAAAACGUUAUCCUCUGACCGGAGAACGGCGAUAACUAAUGGCUUGUUGCUUUUUACAGUCUCGAAGAUAUGACUCCAGAACUACUAUAUUUUCUCCAGAAGGUCGCUUGUAUCAGGUUGAAUAUGCCAUGGAAGCAAUUGGACAUGCAGGUACUUGCUUGGGAAUUCUGGCAAAUGAUGGUGUUUUGCUAGCAGCAGAGAGACGCAACAUUCACAAGCUUCUUGAUGAAGUCUUUUUCUCAGAGAAAAUAUACAAACUUAAUGAGGAUAUGGCUUGCAGUGUUGCCGGGAUAACUUCAGAUGCCAAUGUUCUAACAAAUGAACUGAGACUGAUUGCACAGAGGUAUCUGUUACAAUACCAAGAGCCUAUUCCUUGUGAACAACUGGUAACAGCACUAUGUGACAUCAAGCAGGCUUAUACACAGUUUGGAGGAAAACGUCCUUUUGGUGUUUCAUUGCUGUACAUUGGCUGGGAUAAGCAUUAUGGAUUUCAGCUCUAUCAAAGUGAUCCUAGUGGAAAUUACGGAGGGUGGAAAGCUACAUGCAUUGGGAAUAAUAGUGCUGCAGCUGUGUCAAUGCUAAAACAAGACUACAAAGAAGGAGAAAUGACCUUAAAGACUGCACUUGCAUUAGCCAUUAAGGUUCUAAACAAAACCAUGGAUGUCAGCAAACUCUCUGCAGAGAAAGUUGAAAUUGCAACAUUGACAAGAGAGAACGGAAAGACGGUAAUAAGGGUUUUGAAGCAAAAGGAGGUGGAACAGUUGAUAAAACAACAUGAGGAGGAAGAAGCAAAAGCUGAACGUGAAAAGAAGGAAAAAGAACAAAAAGAAAAGGAUAAAUAGCAUAUGAAAUCAAGAGUUCUGUAGAUAGUAUAGGACCUGCUUCAGUAAAAGAUAAUCCGGAUUUCUGUUUCGUAGAAGCCUACAAAUAUGCCAUGGAGGACCAAGAAGUACUCUUGAUGAGCCAGGUCCUUAAUCAUCAUUCAGAUAAUUAGUUUACCACUCCUUACACUGAACAAUAAUUGCUUUAAUUCUUGAACACGCUAUUUCUUUUGUCUCUAUUUUUUAUUAUGGAAUAAAAUUAAGAAGAAGAGCGAUGGGUGUCUUUAUUUCCUGAGUAAUACCUGGAUAUGUACAACCUUGAAGCAAUUGAUUGCUUUCAAGUAUUAAAACAAGGUAUACUCUAGUUGGUAAAGAAGUACGACGUUAUAAUUGUUAGAAUUUUACGUGUAUGUGUGGGUUUUUCUUUUAAAGUAGUGAAAAGGGCUCCUAAGUUCUGAAAAUCCUUUGUGAGAUGUUUUCACAGAUGCAGAAUUAAAGUGUGCUGGCAUGCCUAGUUUUAAUUUUGGCUGAUUUCAUUCUCUUAACAGGCUAUGUCAAGCUGAUAUUCUUAAAAGCAGUAGUGUUUUGAACAUGUCCUGUAGCAAACAUGUUCAGUUCUUCAUAGCCUUUCACGAGUGUAUGUGUUUUCUAAGAAAUUAGCCAUAUCACACUAGCUAUAUUCACACAAGUUAGAAAGACAUUUUACAAAGGCCACAUGAAAAUGUUAAGCUAUCUGUAUAGUACUCUUGUCGUCAUACAAAAAGUUAAAUGUUUUGGCAUGUUUUUAGGCCAUGUUGCCUAUUUUGCAUUUUAUCCUGAAAGGAAAAAGGAGUGUUUUAUAUUCUUUAGUUUAAUGUUGCUGAUAUUUCCCUAAGGAAUUUAAUUCCCUUUUCUAAACUGUUGUCUGUCAGAACUAACCAACCAGUUAACGACUUGGGAAAUCAAAGUAUUUGUACAUAAGCUAGAAAUUUGAAUAUUUUUUGUUCAGUUUGUCCCUGUUCCUCUGCUGAAUGCAAAAUAAUUCAUGCUAUGAUUUUGAGAUGAACUUCUAGUUCUGAGGAAAAUGAAUCUAGAAUUAGUAACGGUGAUGUACGCAAGUUACUGAAAUUUAUCUUGCUCCCUUUUUCAACCUGCUUUUGGUAACUCAAAUCUCACCUGAGUGACAGGUUCUUAUUUGAGAGGCUUUAUCUGUUGAACUUUAAAAUUCUGGUAAUGGUGAUUGUGACACACUCUUUGUGACUGAGCCUGGAUAAUGUCUAUACUGUAGAGUGGGUUUUUUUGGUUGUUUUUGGUUUUUUUUUUGUUUGUUUUGUUUUAACCCCAGAAGAAAUCUGAUGUUUACAGGAUUUAAUAUGACCGCUUAAAGAAACUGAGUAAAUGCCUACUGUAUUUUAUUAUAAUCUAUCCCAGACACUUUUGUCUGAUAAAAUGUCCUUUGCCGAAAUGGCCAGGAAUUAUCCUUAGUCUCAACAAAACCCGUUUUUGAUCUCAUUGCUGUAAGAGUCACUGUUGAGAAGAAGAAUCUGACUUGAGGUGUCUGUGCUGCAGCUUGCAUAGACAUAGCAUGCUCACUGGUAAUCUCUGUGUGGACAGUGGCGUGAGCUGACACGGGUUCUGUGCAGGCUGCAGCCCCUGCUUGUUAAUUUUAUAAGUCUUGGUGCAGAAUAAUUGCUUUAGUCUUUGUACUGUACUUAGACUGUAGUCAAAUUUUAUAGUUAUACAAGUUACAGUGAGUUUUAUUUGCGCCUGAGUAGUUGCAGUCAACAUGCAAUGAACAAGUUUUAAUUUCCAUUAUAAAGGGUCGUUAAAUACCUCAAGCUCUGUUUUUAUAUGUAUUUAAGAAGUGCUCAAUCUCCUUUUGUUUUUUUUAUACUAUGAAUGCAAUAUAUCAGCACCUAUUGCCGAUUUCUAGAUCAUUGAUGAUGGUUGUUAUGUAAAGCGCUUGGAAUAUGUCCUAAAAUCAGCAGUGCCAAAACAGACUUUUUUUUUUUUUUUUUAACUUUGUCAGAGAUCACUUGAAAGAAAAUGUGGUAAACUCCAGCAAUGCUUUGUAUACUUGUCUUCUGGCAAUCCAUUAGAGCAGUUAAGUGUGGGUUCAUCAAUGUAUAUAAAUCAUGCAAGGCAAUCUGCUUAGUGUACUGGUAGAAGUAUUAUUAGAUAGUUUAGGAUAUGUAUUUACUAAAUUUUUUUCUUAAAUGAUUCUGUUUCUAACAAUUAAAGAGGGGAAAACAAUUACGUUUGGAGUUUUGUUUAAAGAAUUACCAAUAGUAUUUCUUUGCCAAACACUGCAUUAUUUGCUGGUAAAGGAGAGCCUUUCAGAUACUGUAAUAAUCUAACCCGGGUAUGGUUUAAAUAUCUUUCUAAUCUGUACUCCGUUAUGUAUGGAAACAUAGUGAAAAGCUGUGUCAUUACGCUACAUUUCAAAACAUUUUUAUGUAAAGGUUUUAUUUACAAAAAAUAAGAAUAUUGUGAAAUAUUUUAAGAGUAUAAUCUCUGAACAAUAAUUACCAGUUUAAUUCAGAAAGUGCUGACUCCACUGAGUGCCAUUACUAGUUUAUUGUGAGAAGAGUCUCACUACUGCCUUGGAAUAGACAAGUAACUGUAACACUUCCAAUAUGCUGUACAGUAGUUGGCACUCAGAUCUAAGAUGUACAGUAAUGUUCUAAACUAGAUUUACUUUCUGAUUCUUGGCUGUAUUUGAACCUAGGACAGUAAACAGAUGCUGGAGAUCUUUUAUUGACUAGACUCUUAUGGGGAUAUCCUUACACUAAUUCAAGUUUCUUACCUGUUUUUCCUAGGAAUAGAGCAGUGUUUGACUGCGUAGGCCUAUUGUGUAGUUUCUAGCUUUGUGUAAAAAAAAAAAAAAAAAAAAAAAAAAAA